AUGGCGCUACAUAAUAUGCCUAUUACAUACGAAAAAAUCGAGUCUAUGUUUGAAGAAAAGCUCGAGAAAAGCUUGCAACCUUUCACAAAACAACUGGAAGAAGUCACGAAAGCUAUUCAGUUCACCAGUAAUACAUACGACGAAAUUAUAAAGCUUCUAAAAAUUAACGAAGAAAAAAAGAAAAAACUUCUUGCUGAGAAUAAAAGUCUUCGAGCUGAACUCUUACAAUCAAAAAAUGAAGUUAAAAUGUUGAAAGAAUCUGUUAACGAUUUAGAGCAAUAUCUUCGCAGAGAUUGCGUGGAAAUUUGCGGUAUACCUUUUAAUAAUGAUCAGGAAGAUACAAACAAUAUAGUUAUAAAAGUGGCAGAAGCUAUAGGAGUUGAUAUGGCACCAACAGACAUAUCAGUUAGCCAUCGUCUGCCAAAAAGGGCUGCAC
Molecule: messenger RNA, 436 nt
Organism: Paramuricea clavata
Lineage: Eukaryota; Metazoa; Cnidaria; Anthozoa; Malacalcyonacea; Plexauridae
Source: the annotation of a GenBank genome assembly